AUGAAAGCUUCCGGAGGCAGAGAAGUGGGGGAAGUGGUACUUCAGGAAGGAGAAGUGGCAGUGGAUGAGGCAGCCUGUAUAGAGCCAAGGCAAGCCCAUGGCUUUGUGCUACACAGGCAGCUUCCCAGGCCAGCCAUUCAGGCAAUUGAUUCCUGUGGCAACCAUGGAAACACAGUAAUGCCUCAGUCUUAUCUUCAGUUCCAAGGACUCCCAGAGCUUAUGAAAAUUCCCCCAGACAAUUCACCUACUGAUGGAUACAGGUUUCACUUUCAGUUGUCAAAUGUGAAUAAAGACAACAAUCAAGACCAUAUGCAAAAAGAUGUCUCCAGCUAUUAUCCUUUACAGCCCAGUUGCUUGCAUCUAAUGCAAGAAAACGAGAUGGAGUGUACAGCAGUCUACUCUAAGCUGUUGAUGCAAGUGAGAAAGAGCCAGGCAGACAAGGAAUCCUACAACAAAUGGAAAUACAUAAGACCAAGUAUAGCAAAAAGAAUGCCGAUUCGGAAAGCACCUCAAGUCAUUCCAGACCCAGUGCCUGAGAGAAAAAGAACAGCUCCUGUUAACCUGGCUUACACAGUCCGUAAAUCACGUGUGCCCAAUAGUGUGCACACGCGACCCUAUCGGGAGAGGGUGAUUCACUUAUUAGCACUGAAGGACUACAAGAAACAUGAACUUCUUGUUCGACUGCAGAGAGACGGCAUGACUGCAGAGGACAAGGAUUCCCUUGGAAAACUUUUGCAGGAAGUAGCUCAUCUGAAUACUCAGAAUCGUUCAUAUUCUUUAAAGAAUUGUGUUUUUAAAGAGCUCCAAAGAGACUGGCCUGGGUACAAUGAGCUGGACAGGCAGGCAUUGGAGUUAGUGCUUGCCAGAAAAGUACAUCCACUUUUCAAAGUUACUGGAACCGACCAUCCACAAUUUUCUAUAGAUUCUAGUACAGAUGAAAUAUUUUGUCCUUCUCAGGAACAGCUUUACAAUUCAGCUGACAUUGAUUAUGCAAAGAACAAAAAAGUUAGAAUAUCUCACCUGACAACUAAACAACAGCCAGCAUCAAGUGAUUGUUUGAAUAACACCAGUGAAAUAUCUGCCAUGGGUCACCCACCAUACUCUGAAUCUACCACCAGUCUUAGCUCUCCAUCAUUGCCCAACAUCCACCUUCCGACUUCAAAUUAUCUUCAGCCUGUCUAUUCUAAGUGUAGUUAUUCUAGCAUUACAGAAGGAUGUGAGACUCAAGACCCACAUGUUGACAGGUUUAGUCAAAGCAGUAGAAUUUUUGAGUGCCAGCAGGGUAAACACUCUCUGCAAACAGUAACCUCUAUUUCGGUUACAAUGAAGUAUCCGAAGCAUAUGGAGAAACAGCAUUCACUGACUGGUGAGAAAUUCAAAUACAAAUUUACAGAAUAUAAAACAAAAAGCAAAGAGUACAGUAUUAAGAUUUUGGAGAAACAGCAGACAGAAAGUGAAAGACAAGAUGAAGGUGCAAAACCAAAUUCAAGUGAAGAAGUUGCAAAGGUUUGCACUCCCACUGGGAAGAGCUGUUCAACAUCUGAGCUUCCAGAUUAUCUGACUAGCUAUGUCACUAUAAUUUCCUCUGAGCAACGUGAGCGUUAUGAGCAGGAAUUUAGAGUAGAUUAUGAGGAAUAUAAGGCCUUGCAUGAAAAGUUGAUGCCUUUUUCUAAAAUAUUUGUUUUUCUAACUUCACAAAAGGAGAAGUUUCCUCCAGAUUCAAGAGAAUAUGAAGAUAUUAAUAAAAAAAUCUCACUAGAAUAUCAGAAGAUGAAACAGAUGAAUCAAAAUUAUUUUGAAGAAAAACUCAGAUGCCAAUAUCUCUACAGCAAACUGGCUCACAUUAAAGAGCUGAUAAAUAAUUAUGACCAGCAGUGA
Budorcas taxicolor (takin) is the source of this 1878-nucleotide messenger RNA. Its product is annotated as RNA polymerase II elongation factor ELL2-like. The transcript has a single exon. Gene Ontology annotation, cellular component: transcription elongation factor complex. Gene Ontology annotation, molecular function: cis-regulatory region sequence-specific DNA binding. Bases 1 to 1878 code for a protein of 625 amino acids. Gene Ontology annotation, biological process: transcription elongation by RNA polymerase II; positive regulation of transcription elongation by RNA polymerase II; snRNA transcription by RNA polymerase II. NCBI's taxonomy places the organism in Eukaryota, Metazoa, Chordata, Mammalia, Artiodactyla, Bovidae. The record is from RefSeq and is a predicted model, not a curated record.